This is a messenger RNA of Paralichthys olivaceus (Japanese flounder), 1078 nucleotides long. It is a transcript of the gene sdhaf3, whose product is annotated as succinate dehydrogenase complex assembly factor 3. NCBI's taxonomy places the organism in Eukaryota, Metazoa, Chordata, Actinopteri, Pleuronectiformes, Paralichthyidae. The record is from RefSeq and is a predicted model, not a curated record. Gene Ontology annotation, cellular component: mitochondrion; mitochondrial intermembrane space. Gene Ontology annotation, biological process: succinate metabolic process; mitochondrial respiratory chain complex II assembly.
CACUGUGUAGAAGAAGCACAGUUUCCGGGAUAAACAAGAACAUGUGUUAAAUAACUAUCCUUGUAUGUGAAGCCGCAAACUCAGCUCUGUCUGACGCUGCUCCUGAGUUUGUAUCUGAGUCUUAAACCGGUGCUGCUUCUUAAUGGCGGUUUCUACUCAUGUCUCUCAAGUCCGCUCGUUGUACAAGAGGAUUCUGGUCCUCCAUCGCUUCCUGCCCAUUGACCUGAGAGCCCUCGGGGACCAGUAUGUGAAGGACGAGUUCAGGAGACAUAAAGGUGCAUCACCCGAGGAGGUGAAGAGCUUCAUGGUUGAGUGGCAGCAAUACAAGGACACCAUGCAGACUCAGGUACUGGAAUCAGCAGCGGAGCGACUCGGCUCAGUCAAGUUUGGAGCCAACCUGUCAGAGGGGAAACUCACUGACUUCCAGGGGGAACAGAUAGGCCAACUGUACGAACUCAUGCUGGAGUCCACCAAACCCAACCGACAGUUUGACAUCCAGGAGGACAGCAAGUGAAGUGAAGGGGCAGAAGGUGCUGUGAUUCAGACCACUAAUAUUCCCUCUGAGUGGCUGAGAUGAAGAGUGCUACUCAAAGGCAGAGUGGACGCUUUUAGGAAUAUUUGAUUAUAUAUAAGUGCUGUGUAAUAUCUCUGUGUUCCUGUACUUGUCUCUUUUACUGUGACAAUAAAAAAGGUUACUCAUGCUCCCUGCAGAAGCAUUAAGGUAGUACUUAUUUGUUUCUCCUGUCAACUUUUUUUCUUAUGAAUACGAUUGUGAGCUCAUGUUUGUGAAAGAAGUGCCCUUAGAUAUGUCUCCUCUGCAGAUGCUCACAUCAGUAAUGCUUUCUUUCAGCCUCAGUGGAGAUGUAGCCAUUGUUGGGAUGAAGCCCUCAUUAUCCAUGUGGAAAUAUGUAAAGUUGAAUCCACACAGACACAAAAGCCAUGAGCUGUGUGUUGAGGGGGACAGACGUGUGUGUUAGAGCGGUUACGAAAGUCAACUCAUGGUUGUUGAUGUGCCAUUUCCCUCCCACGGACUUCUGACAUCACGUUGAUUUCUGCAGAAAUAAACAGUAAUCAGUCA